AUGGACAAUCACGGAUCAGACCAGGUGAACGGCCCAAUCCGCCUCUGGCAAGACGGAGACAUCGUCUUUCUCAAAUACAGCCAACAUUUCCUCGACAAAGAUUACAAAGAGCUCAUUGCUUCAGGCUCUGGGCCCGAGAUCAACUUCCUCCCGCCUUGGAGGAUGGCUGCUCACCAAGAGAAGCACUUGCACGACUUUCACGCCUUCAUCGGCACAGAGCUACCACCGAACAGCCCUCAUGAACAUCUCAAACUCUCUGAUCCGGGAUCCAAAAUGAACAAGCCAAGAGCGUCAUGGGUCUAUGCCAAAAAUUUCUGGACAGUGCCAUACAGGGUUCUCCUUCCGUGGAACAAGGUUCCAGGACGAUUGCAAGUUUCUGGGGAGAGCCUGGCACGUCUCAGAGCUGACAUCAAGCUCAAGUAUACUGUCGAGCUUCAGAACGCCUUUGCUAGGCUGACCACAUACCACAUGAAGACAGGGCCUCUCCAAGCUCCCAGGGUAUCUCAGGCUCCAUAUGCUGGCAAACAUCCUAAGGGCCCAGCUAUCGCGCGCCACAGCUCAUCAGACUCAGAGGGUACAUUACCGAAAGCCUGCUUUGCCGCUCACAGGAGCUCAGCCAUGAGGUCUCAGCAAGUAUACCGAGGAGGCAAGGCCACACAGCACCCCAACUAUGAGCCCUUCGGUUGUCGACAUGCCUCAAUGAAGAGCGUAUCUGAGACUCGGCCUCAUCGGCCUCGUCAGCCAUACAAAGACCACAUGUGGAUUAAUUCAGACUUCGGAGACACCAUCGCUCUCAAUCGCGUCGCGGCCCUGGUCGAGAAGCAAAUCAAUUCUGGUCAUAUGACCUCUCAGAAAACGGAGUCGAUGAACGACGAGAUAACAAUUGGCACAAGAUCAUAA
Diaporthe amygdali is the source of this 900-nucleotide messenger RNA. RefSeq lists its product as uncharacterized. The record is from RefSeq and is a predicted model, not a curated record. The coding region runs from base 1 to 900 and encodes 299 amino acids. The transcript is spliced from 3 exons. Lineage: Eukaryota; Fungi; Ascomycota; Sordariomycetes; Diaporthales; Diaporthaceae.